Molecule: messenger RNA, 612 nt
Organism: Monoraphidium neglectum
Lineage: Eukaryota; Viridiplantae; Chlorophyta; Chlorophyceae; Sphaeropleales; Selenastraceae
Exons: 5
Coding region: 1-612 (203 amino acids)
Source: RefSeq, a predicted model, not a curated record
AUGUCCAGCCGCCCCAACUGGGGCCUGAACGAGCUUGACUUUGUGUUUGCAACCCUGGUGGUGGGCAGCGUCAUCAACUUUUCGCUGAUGUACCUGCUGGCCCCCACCGCGGGCGCGGCCGCGGCCGGCGGCGGCAUCCUGCAGCGGCUGCUGAGCGACGAGUUCCUCAAGAAGUGGGGCGCGCCAGGCGGCAACAUGUUUGAGGCCGGCUUUGGCGUCAAGUCGCGGCUGGUGAACUUUGCCUACAAGGGCGCCAUCUUCAGCGUUAUCGGAAUGAUGGCCGGCGUGGUGGGCACCUCCAUCAGCAACGGCCUGCUGGCGCUGCGGCAGAAGCUGGACCCGACCUUUGUCUCGCAGAACGAGGCUCCGUCCAUCCUGGGCAACGCGGCCUGCUGGUCCUUCCACAUGGGCCUCAGCAGCAACCUGCGGUACCAGCUGCUGGGAGGCGCAGACACGGUCCUGGUCAAGCUGAUGCCCCAGGCCGCGUUCCGCCUCUACUCCGCCAUCAUCCGCGCCAUCAACAACGUCAUCGGCGGCAUCAGCUUCGUCGUCGUCGCGCGCGCGUUCGGCGUUCAGAAGUCGGCGGCGCCGGCGGAGCUCGCUAAGGCGUAA